This is a messenger RNA of Symphalangus syndactylus (siamang), 7910 nucleotides long. RefSeq names its product ring finger protein 169 (gene RNF169). Gene Ontology annotation, biological process: double-strand break repair. The record is from RefSeq and is a predicted model, not a curated record. NCBI's taxonomy places the organism in Eukaryota, Metazoa, Chordata, Mammalia, Primates, Hylobatidae. Gene Ontology annotation, cellular component: site of double-strand break; nucleus. Gene Ontology annotation, molecular function: nucleosome binding; ubiquitin-protein transferase activity.
AUGGCGGCGGCAGGUCCGAGUACUCGGGCCUCUUCCGCGGCGGCAGCGGCCGCUCUGAGUCGGCGGGGCCGGCGGGGCCGCUGUGACGAGAUGGCGGCAGCUAAGACUGGGGCCCCAGGCCCGGCUUCUGGACCUUCGCUGUUGGUGUUGUCGCCGCCGUUGCUGCAGCCGCCGCUGCCGCCGCGGCCGGAGGAAUCGGGGUGCGCCGGGUGCCUGGAGCCCCCCGGGGAAGCAGCGGCCCUGCCGUGCGGCCACUCGCUUUGCCGAGGCUGCGCCCAACGCGCCGCCGACGCGGCGGGCCCGGGUUGCCCUCGCUGCCGCGCCCGCGGCCCAGGCUGGGCCCGCCGUCGGGCCCGCGACGACGGCCAGGCCGACGCAGAGGUGCUGGGCGAGUGCGCCCGCCGCAGCCAACCCGAGCGCUGCCGCCCGCGCCGGGACGGGGGCGCGGCUGCCGCGGGGCCCGGGGCAGAGCAGGAGCCGCGUGCCACGCCUGCGGAGCCAGGUGGAGAUUUCCCACUUCCCCUUGGGGUCUGGAGCGAGGCCGAGCGCGCCCCGGCCUGGCCUGACUUUAUAUUCAGAGCACCAAUCAAAGUAAGCAAGCCUGGGGAACUUCGUGAGGAAUAUGAAAGCUUGAGAAAGCUGAGAGAAGAAAAGUUACAAGAGGAAAAACCCUCUGAAGAUCAAAUCCACAAGCUGUUACCAGAGGAUACAGAAACAGGGAAAAGGAAAAUGGAUGAACAGAAAAAAAGAGAUGAACCAUUAGUACUGAAAACAAAUCUGGAACGUUGUCCUGCACGUCUCUCAGAUUCAGAGAAUGAAGAACCUUCUCGAGGCCAGAUGACACAGACACAUCGCUCGGCAUUUGUUUCCAAGAACAACUCCUACUCCUUAGCUUUCCUGGCAGGGAAGCUAAACUCCAAGGUGGAAAGGAGUCAGAGCUGUAGUGACACAGCCCAGGAAAGAGUGAAGAGCAGAGUCAGAGCAGCUCCAGGCAACAAAGCCAAGGUCACAACUAUGACUCCAGCCUCCAACCCCAUCAUUGGUGUCCUCUUGUCAACUCAAAACAACCGCUGCCUCUCAGCCCCUGACUUAACCAUCGAAAAGCGUCUACCCUUCAGCUCCCUUUCAUCCUUGGCUUCCCUGCAUAAGCCAGAGCGUUCGAUCAGCCCUGAGAGCAAUGACAGCAUCUCCGAAGAACUAAACCAUUUCAAGCCCAUUGUCUGCUCACCGUGUACCCCUCCCAAGAGACUCCCUGAUGGCCGUGUGCUAAGUCCCCUCAUCAUCAAAUCAACUCCACGCAACCUAAACAGAAGCCUGCAGAAGCAGACAUCUUAUGAGGCCAGUCCACGGAUCCUCAAAAAGUGGGAACAGAUCUUUCAGGAGCGGCAGAUCAAAAAGACCCUUUCAAAAGCCACUCUUACCUCUCUGGCUCCUGAAAUGGGGGAAGAGUUACUAGGCUCUGAAGGUAUCCAUUCUAGCAAGGAGAAGCCGCUUGUGGCUGUAAAUACAAGAUUGUCUGGUGGGCAGGUCCUCUCUGAGUAUACUGGACCUACCUCUGCUGAUCUUGAUUAUUUCCCCUCUGUUAGCCAAACAAAAGCAGAACAGGACAGUGAUAAUAAAAGUAGCACUGAGAUCCCACUGGAAACCUGCUGUUCCUCAGAACUCAAAUGGGGAGGCAGUGGGACUUCUUUGGAGAGGGAGCAGUUUGAGGGAUUAGGAUCAACUCCAGAUGCCAAGUUAGACAAAACCUGUAUAAGCAGAGCCAUGAAAAUCACCACAGUUAAUUCAGUGCUACCCCAAAACAGUGUUUUGGGUGGAGUCCUCAAAACAAAGAAACAAUUGAAGACAUUAAAUCAUUUUGAUCUGACUAAUGGUGUUCUAGUCGAGAGCCUAAGUGAAGAGCCACUUCCUUCUUUGCGUCGAGGCCGAAAAAGACACUGCAAGACCAAGCACUUAGAACAAAAUGGCUCCCUUAAAAAACUGCGACAAACCAGCGGUGAGGUGGGUCUGGCCCCAACAGACCCAGUCCUGCGAGAGAUGGAGCAGAAACUUCAGCAAGAGGAAGAGGACCGACAGUUGGCUUUGCAGUUGCAGCGCAUGUUUGACAACGAGAGGCGGACUGUGAGCCGGCGAAAAGGAAGUGUGGAUCAGUAUCUCCUACGGUCCAGCAACAUGGCCGGGGCCAAGUAGCACCUAAUGAACAGUGUUACCUGUUUUUAAAAGGUCUUAGGCCUUGAUCGUUUAUCCUGAAGAGCUGAGUGUUCUCACUUUGGUUUUAUUUUAAUGGCAAAACACUGUCUAAUAUGGUUCUGAGAGGUUCCAGGGCCUUUGUAGUCAACAUCCAAGGGAACAGCAUCUCCGUUUCUCUGUGACCCAGGCCAGAAGCCUGAGUGACCCAUCCCUAAGGGCUUCUGGGCCAAACCUGGCAGCACCCACUGGGAAUGAAAUUUGGAACAGCCUCAUUCAGGAGCAUAAUGACCACAGUAAUGGUAAAGAGGGGAUACCUUCUUAAACUGAUAGACUUCCUGGCUUCUUUCAGCAGGGUAUUGUUUUAAAUCAGCCUUGCAGAUAAAAAUUAAUUCCAUCUUUUUCAAAGAAGUGAACAAUUUAGUUCCUUGGCAGAUCCAAAAUGAUAGAUGGUUAUGUUACUCUUUCUGCCGUCCCUUGCCAAAAAUAAAUACCUAUCUUUAUCAGUUAAGCUUAUGCCUUUACAAAAGUUAAUUUACAUUCUCUGUUUAAAAAAUAGUAUUUGGUGAAUGCUAUAUAGUUGACAGAGCACAUUUACAGACAUUAUUUAAUUUAGUCUUUCCAAGAGACCUCUCAUGUAACUGGCAUUAGCCCCAUUUUUAGAUGAUGAAACUGUAGUGCAGAUGUUCCGGUUCUCUCAGCUACUAAGUGGCAUAACCCAUGGAUUUUCUAAAGGUUUCCCAAAUAGAUCACAACCUAAGGGUGUGCCAGGGGAGCCUAGGGGAAGCUAGGCUGGGCAUUGAACACUGACAGUGCAGAAUCCACAUGCAAACAAGAUUGAUGGGGUGGAUAAACAUAUACUGUGCAUUAUCCUCAUCCCACACAGUUUAGACCCUUCUGCUUUUCUAGGGGUUUCAGCCUAUGAGACAAACUAUAAUCAGGCCUCAUUAUUACUUUUCACAUGGCCAAGGGUUAUCUGCAGUGUUGAUCUAAAAUGCUAAAAAUUCACCCUGAAGUCAGGCAAGGAACAAUACUUAAACUCCAUACUAUGGAAACAAGGUAUCUAGCUGGAUGCAGCUGGUAAAUUCAGUCCCAUGGACCUUUGGGGGUUUAUUUUCCUUAGCAGCUGACACCAUGUGUCUUUUGCAUCCCUGGUGGUGCUUGGUGCUUCUGCCCAUCUGGGCUCAUUGAGAAUAGGGAUCAAGAUAUGAUUUUAGGGAAUUUCUGAUGGGCUGGCAUUCCUCGUGUAUGUAUGAGUUGUUACUAUAAAGUCAUGUGACUGGCAUUUUAACAGACCUUCCAGAGCUUAUAUAUCCCAAUAUAUGUUGUCUCCUUUGAGUAGCCCCAGCAGGAUACUGCUUAGUUUUUCCAGUGCCAUUGGUGAAAGUAUUUCUGGAACUGUCUUCAAAGACUAGAAACACCGACUCCCAAAAUGCUAGAACUGGAAGGGACCUUAAUGGUUAUCUAUUCCAGCCUCCUCCUAAGGUGGUCCUCAGCUUCUAGACCUAGAAGUCAAAGUCCAAACAGUGACCCAUUGAUCAAGGCAGAAAGUAUAACAACUCCUUUUAAGUGUUCUCAGAUUUGCCUUUUCUCAGGGCAAAUCUUCAGUGUUUUGUGGUGGUUUGUGGUUAGGAGAGAGAAUUUAAAGUCUGAGACUAGCCAGCAGCUAGUUGAACCCUCUGGGAAAGAAGGUGGCUUAUCAAGUGGGUUUGCAGUAAUGAGUGCUGCUGUAAAGCAGAGCCAUUUUCUUGUGCAGCUCAUAGUUCCCAGUUCCCAAAGAGAAGUUCCAGAGAUGUCUUAAACAUUGUGGUCAUCACUGAGAUAGGUAGAAUCUCUUUGGUGACUACUUUGGUGGGGAACAUCACUCAUCUGAAUGUAUGCAUUCUGUGUUGUGUGCGUGUGUAUGCACAUGUGCAGAUGUAUGUUUUAAAAACAUAUAUCAAUCUCAUGAUUUUAUAGUCACACCACUUCAGUUCUAGGCCCUACCAACAACUUAUGUCCUCCAAGGGCUGCUGAAGGGCGUGUUUGUGCCCAAAACAGAAGAGCUGGCUCUGGUUUACAGAAGACAGGGAGGGUGACCUUACUAUAAAUGCCCUUAGAGGAAACUUAUCAGUUACUGCCAUUUCACGCAUUUCCUUUUUGAUCUUAGUAAAUAUUAUUGGAAGGCUAGUCUUGUUGGUAGGAGCAAAGACACUUAUUUUUCCACUUGCCAUCUUUUUCUAUAUCUCCAGUAAUUUGAAAAACACUUUUCAGUUGGAAUUGAUUUUUGUCUUUGGUAAAAAGAAAUAUUUUUAAUAGAUAAAAGAUAUAUAUUUUAAAUAUUUCCCCAAAUUAAUACUUUCAUUUUAAGAAUUGCACAGCAGUCGCAACAAGUGCAGAAUGAAGAACAAAUUCUUGUUAAGCAAAUAUUCCAAACUGUAGGUCCAGCUUACUGCCUUCCCACCUUGUACCUACAGUGAUGCCUAGGAUGGUAUUGACAGUUGUUUUCUAAACUUCCUGCUGAGCAACAGUCUUUCAAAUAUAGGUAGAGUGGUCUAGGUUAAGGAGGGAGGAGGGUUGAUCUUUAAUCAGGUUGCCUUUAGAGGAAGGAAAAACCACUAAGGUAUUAUCUGUAUUUUAAGAUGCUUCCCAUCCUUAAUAACUAAAACCUGAAUGCUUUUUCUUUCUGAAAAGUCUCCCUCUCUCCUUCCAUGAUUGUGAAGUCGGUUAAAAGUCGAUAUGUUGAUAUGGAUUAUUUGGGGGAAAAGAAAAGGACAAGGAAGGAAACAGAACGAUGGGAAGGGUUUGUGAGCAAGAACAAGAGGUGCAGGAUUUCACAAAACAAAUUCCUCACGAAUCAUUGCAGUCCAGUUCACCAUACAAAUUACCCAUGUCUUACUCUGUUCCUUGUAUAUAUAUGCAGUCUGGGCUUUUUUCUUAUUAAAGGGGAAGUUAUGAGAGGUGGGAGGGUGAAGGUCAGUCUGAGGGGAAAUCCAAGAAAUGUGGUGCCCUUAGAAGGGGGCUGUCAGCUCUUGUCCAUAGAGAGGGAAAGAUACUUUGAGAAAAUGUUCGUGACCCAUUGAUUGUAUCUGCUGGAAGAAGUCAUCUGGGCCUGUUGGGUUGGUAUCAGAUCAGGGGAUUAUGCAUCCAGCCCCUGGCCCCUUUGAUAUAAUUAAUUGCCUGUUUUUAAAAAAGGUUAAGUCUUCUUGGGUGUGGCUUGCCGGGGAAACUCCUAAGUGGCUUCACUUAUUUUUUAAAUUUUAAUUUAAUUUUUAAAUUUUUGCUUGGAAGAAGCACUGGUAAUAAAUGUUUUAUUUUUUGUUCAUUUUCCCUAAAGGAAAAAUGUCCUUAAGAGAUUAAAGCUUUUAAUUGAUUACUGUCUGGUUACAAACUGACAAACUGGCAAACUGACUAAAAUGGGAAGCUGCUACUGUGCCUGACUCAUGCAGCUGAUGACCGAAGGCUCAUCCUUUCUUUUCUAUUUGACAAACAAACAAACAUUUACUGAGCUUCAAACUUGUGCCAACCCUGGGCUGGACUGUGGAGAUAAAGCAGUUCCUGCUCUUGAGGCGCUCAAUGUCUAAUGGAAUGCAUCUGAGUGUAUGUGUGGCUGGAGAGUUCGUUUAUGGUCUUAGGAAAGCCAUUUCUGGUCCCAUUUAGAAAACUGACCAGCACCCAGCAAGCUGCAUUCUACAUUUUAGAGACCCCAUCGGUAUUUGUGAAUUUGAUUGCACAAUUGCUUUUCCUUUACUAAGUAAUGUUAUGGAAGGAGAAUGAAUUUUCUCCUCUAGUGAUUACAGGACAUCAUUAACAUCUCUUCAGAAACUGCUUUUAGCUUAAGCCCCAAGAAGUGAGGUGGGUUGUGGAUCACUGACAUGGCCAGGGGAGGCCCACACCUCAAUUUAGUAACCUCCUAAUCUCUCUGAGCUGGCAGCAACUUGGGAUUCCUUUCCUUUUUCCUGCCUAACUUUUCAUUGAAAUAUCUAGUAGGAGAGUGGGAAAAGAGAAGAAUCAAAGGCUGGGUCACAGUCAUAGAAUGUUACAGCUGGAAUGGGCAUGGAAAUCAUCCAAGUAAGUUAAACUUCUUCUCUGCCCCCCCCGCACCCCCACCUUUUUUUUUAACCAAACGAGGAACUUGUGAUCCAGUACCCUAUUUUAUAGUGUAGUUUUCCAGGGUCUGAAUAAAUAAUCGUUAAAGUUUGACACACGCAGAUACAUGCACCAAUGAUGAGGAUACCCCCAAAUGACUUAGGAGGCUUUUAUUUUAAUAGCUUUUUCUUCCUGAUUUUUUUUUCAGUUAAAUGUACCUAUAGCCCCUGAAUACAUGCUCAGGUAGAGAAAGUUUCCAUAGUAUAAGUAAGUAAAGUAAGAUGAAUGUGGAAUCUUGGAAAGUGAUAUAUUUUGAUUGGAAUAAUUUUAAUUAAAUUUAAUGUUUUUAAUUAAGAAUUAAAAGCCAGCUAGCCAAAUUUUCUUUAAAAAUUGGAAACUCAUUAUGGUCUUAAAUUGUUCUCAGCCAGACUUUUCCUCAUCAACCCAUUGAGUGGUCUUUUGAACUGGUACCUAAACAUACCUGGUUAUGAAUUCUCAAAAGAGAAAGCAGGUCUGGGGCGGGGUGGUCAGGGGGCAGAUUCUAGGGAAAGUGCUGAAGAGAUUUUCUUCUGAAGAUGAUCUAGGAAAUGCAUCUUUAUACAUGAUUGUUACCCGCUGUAGCUUUCUGAAGAUAUUGUAGGAAAGAGACUAAGAUAAAUGCAAGGGUCACCAGUUUAGAGAUUAGUCAAAUUGGAAAAAAAGUGCCAAGACUGGAUGUGCAGAUUGUUCUAUGUAUUAUCAGUAUUUGUUUUUUCCUCUUAAGGAAAAAAUUUAUACUCUCUCCUUUGUGAGUAAAUGCCUCCUUAAUGCCUUUUAAGUAAGGUGGCAACUUUUAACUGUCAUCUUGUGAGAGGCAACCUCAAACUCUUAAGCAGACUCCCUCUCUUCCUUUCUGGUGUCUUAAAUCAAGAACUAGUUUGAAGCCAAGGCAAAGCAAAGUUUGUUCAUCUUCCUUUCCUAUCAAUCAUUUAAUAUAAGGUAAAAUAGGCCAUGAACUCGCUCUUCAAAUACCAUAGUUCAAGAGUAGCUGUUGGCCCUGGUUCCAGAUUAAUAUAGCAGUAGGCAGAUUGCCCCUUGUUGGGGCCACCACCCUCUAAAGCUGUGCCACCAAUGACAGCAGGGGUUCUUCCUCAUUGGGUUCAAGUUUGCAUCAAACAUGGUAUUACCAACGCUGAGCCUCCAGCAGAGCACUUAAAAGUCCUAGUGAGAAAAUAGAUACUAUGCAAAGGAAAACAAUUUAAAUGCCAACGAAUAGAUUUUUUUUUUUUUUGAGCCUGAUAUACUGUUUACUCUCAACUCUUUGUACAAAUAUUGUCCAAAGGGCCUUUUCCCCUCCUGCCUAGAAAAUAGGUUGUGUAUUGGUUUUAUUCAACCUGCUGUCUGCUUUAGGAUUGGAGAAGGUACCUGGAUCCUUGUGGACUGCCACUGCUGGCUGCCUCCUCUCCAACUCAUCAGAAGAGCAUUUUGACAAAGACAGAGGACUUGGACCAGGGCAUGCCCUGUUGGGGAUGCUUCUGUCAGCAAGGACAUGGCAUGGAAUCAAGUGGGCUGAUGUGUUAUUUAAACAGUACCAAAGUGCAUUCUUCAAUGUAUGUUUGCCUGCUUAAGGCGAGGCCCAAGUUGAGAAUACAGUAAAGGAAACUCAUGAAAGUCGA